UUAACUGAAAUCGAAACUGAAAGUGCUGGAUGUGAUGAAAAGGGUGGAGAGAGAAGAGAGGAAGGAGAGCACAAGACAAAGGAAAAUCUCUCUCAUUUGGAUCACAGCGAACACGCCGAGAUGCAGUGCCUCCAAGACCAAGAAGCCCUCAUCCCUCAGCCUCGUGGGGCCUUGCCUAAGGGGUGUGCUGCGGCGGCGGCUGCCACAACAAUAGGAUGCAUCGCGUUCCUGUCUCCUGAAGGGUUAUUUGGCUGGGUUGCCAUGGUGAUACUCAUCCUGACCCUUGGCCCUCUGCUGCACGGGCUCUGUCUGCUAGCAGAGGAGAUGCUGUACCAUUCCAACACAAGGUAUCGAGGCAGAGGGCUGCUGAGCCGCGUGCUGCCGGCCUGUGGUUUGGGGGGAAAGACCCUGCUGGCUGCAGGGCUGGCAGGUCUCCUGCUCUACCUGGCCGGACAGCCUCUGCCACACAAAGGCCAGUGCUGGAAACUCCUCUCCCUGGCCUCGGUGCUUUACGCGCUGUUCAAAAGCCUGGGAGUCCUGGGUCCAGCAGAGGUGGAGGUGUCCGACAUCUGCGAGGGGAGGAAGAUGAACGUGGCCCACGGCCUGGCCUGGUCCUUCUACCUGGGCUACCUCCGACUGGUGCUGCCGCGUUUGGAGGACUCCAUCACAGCGUUUUGUGCCACCCAUCAGUCCUGCAGCCCCUUCUGGAGUCGCGGCUCCAGGAGGCUCCUCAUCCUCAUACCGAUCAACGCCAACAUUUCUCACAAACUGGAGAACGAGGACAGCAACAUCCGUUUCUAUGACAACCUCCCCAACAACGAGAUAGACAGGGCAGGAGUCCGGGGACGGGUCUAUAAGCACAGCGUCUACAUAGUACUGGAUGAGCAUGGGAAGGGCCAUGAGUGCACGGUGGAGUACGCCACACCUCUGCUCACACUUUACAACAUGUCCCAGGAGAGCGGCGCGGGUUUUGGGGAGCCUGAGCGCAGGCAGCAGGUUCUGCUCUUCUACAGGACCCUGCAGGACAUCCUGGAGCACUCGCUGGAGUGCCGCAACCGAUACAAACUCAUCCUGCUCAACGAUGAGCUUCAGGAAGAUCCACACUUCCUGUCCAAGGCCAUCCUCAGACACCUGCAGCAGCAGGAGAAAGAGGAGUUCUGCCUCACCCCACCUCCUCACCAAGAGAUGGGGCACCCGUUUGAGUGUACUCCAACUGCCCCGCCGAGGGCCAACCCCAUAAACCACUCUGAACCAAUGAGCAGGGAGCCCACGCUCAUGUUAAGCCUGGACAAACCUCAGCCUCUGAAGGGACCUGUUGAGAACACCGACAAUUAUCAAUGAACAACACAAACACACCACGUCUAACCUGUCGGAUUAGCAAUUAAAAAUGACACCACCUUAACCUUAAAUGCAAACAUGCUUAGAAGAAGAGCUGUGUUUUGUUUGGCCUCUUCUUCAAAUGGUUUGGCGAGUGAGUUACCAGAGACACUGGCACACUGAGAUACCAAACUCUGUCAUUGUGAUUAACAUCAUGUGCAAAUGUGAAAACCAUCAAAACAAAAAUGAAUAUGUCCGCACUUAUCUUUAGACAUCGCUGAGUGUAAACUGAUGCAAUCCACAGCACUGACAUUCAAACAGUGUGUGUGCAGUGGAAACACCCGGGGCAGCUUGUACAGACAGCUUGCUUUAGUGCUGAGGAAGUGUUGCAACUUGAAGGUGUUGUUUAGAGAACAGGACAUGAUCUUCUGCCAACAUCAAGUUAAUAAGUAGAAGAGUUAAAUUAGUCUGGAGUUUUAGCCCCGUUGUUGCCACCAGUCGGUUCAGUCAAUAGUCUCAGCCUCAUGUGACUGCAUUCAGCUAUUUCCUUUUUAAUUAAACCUCAUAUUUUUUCAAAUGCUUAAGGACAGAAAAGUCAUUAAAUGGAAAGGUUUUAUCUCAAUAAAUGUUUCAAUUCACGCAAAAUUU
Molecule: messenger RNA, 1965 nt
Organism: Chelmon rostratus (copperband butterflyfish)
Lineage: Eukaryota; Metazoa; Chordata; Actinopteri; Chaetodontiformes; Chaetodontidae
Gene: sting1
Product: stimulator of interferon response cGAMP interactor 1
Exons: 7
Coding region: 121-1341 (406 amino acids)
Biological process (GO): positive regulation of type I interferon production; autophagosome assembly; innate immune response
Cellular component (GO): autophagosome; endoplasmic reticulum membrane
Molecular function (GO): cyclic-di-GMP binding; 2',3'-cyclic GMP-AMP binding
Source: RefSeq, a predicted model, not a curated record